This is a messenger RNA of Cooperia oncophora, 978 nucleotides long. The record is from the annotation of a GenBank genome assembly. Lineage: Eukaryota; Metazoa; Nematoda; Chromadorea; Rhabditida; Trichostrongylidae.
AUGAAAGUGCCGAAGAGAGGCAGAGAAGACUCCAACGGGAGGCUGAGCAGAGAAGGAGAAGGCGUGCACAAGAGUCGCAAGAGGAGAGAGAUGUUCGACAGUCAAGGAGACGCAGAAAGAGCUAGAAUGCGCAGGGAGCAAGAAAACGCAACUCAAAGAGGUGCCCGCCUGUCUAGGAUUGCCGAGAGAGCACGAACCCGGAGAGAGCUCGAAGAUAACGAGAGUAGGGAGGUACGUCUGGCAGGACUUGCUGAGGCGGCUCGACUUCGGAGAGAACUGGAAGAUGAUGAACAGAGGAGAAGCUCGAAUCCGAAGAGGCUGGAGGAUGAAGAGCAGAGAGAGGUGCGUCUGGCACGAGUUGCUGAAGACACUCGAAUUCGAAGAGAGCUGGAGGAUGAUGAGCAGAGAGAGGUGCGUCUGGCACGACUUGCUGAAGAAGCUCGAAUCCGAAGAGAACUGGAGGAUGAAGAGCAGAGAGGGGCCCGUCUGGCACGACUUGCUGAAGGCGCUCGAAUUCGAAGAGAGCUGGAGGAUGAUGAGCGCAGGGAAGUGCGCUUGGCAGAAGUUGCUGAACGAGCUCGGGUUCGAAGAGAGCUGGAGGGUGAUGAAGACAGAGAAAUGCGCCUGGCAAGUCUAGCUGCAAGAGCUCGAGCCCGAAGGAGCUCAGAGGACGAGGAGCAAAGGGUCAGUAGAUUGACGCAAGAAGCGGAAAGAUCGAGAAUGCGGAGGCAGCUAGAAACUGAAGAAAAUCGAGAGGCCCGCAGGGCGGAAGAUGCUACCAGAGCCAGGGUACGUAGAGAGGGAGAAGAUGAGGAGCUGCGGCAACAACGCAACUUUGCCUCCGCUCAACGGGAGCGCACGCGGAGGAUUCUAGAGACAUCAGCAGAAACUGAGGGAAGACGACGUGUUGAGGCUGGACGUUAUCAUGCCCGCAGAACAGCUAUUUCACUGCGAACACGGAGGAUGGCUAGGAGUAAU